Messenger RNA from Fomitopsis serialis, 1904 nucleotides. Its product is annotated as isocitrate lyase family-domain-containing protein. The transcript is spliced from 10 exons. Gene Ontology annotation, cellular component: mitochondrial matrix. Gene Ontology annotation, molecular function: isocitrate lyase activity; methylisocitrate lyase activity. The annotation marks the transcript as partial. The record is from RefSeq and is a predicted model, not a curated record. NCBI's taxonomy places the organism in Eukaryota, Fungi, Basidiomycota, Agaricomycetes, Polyporales, Fomitopsidaceae.
CGUUCCCUGAGGCAGCUCGCUCGGCCGUCGAUCCUCCAGGCGGUCACGGUGGUCACCAGCAUCCAGCGACGCGCAUAUAACCACCCCCGCUACGUGCUCGUCGUCCGAACACUCCCAACAAUGUCGGGCGCACUACACGGAGCGCGUGCGGCCCUCCACCUCCCGCGCUCGCUGCCCGCCCGCGCGCUGAGUACCUUCACCUACACCGACCUCCCCGCUCUCCCGCUGUCUGCGCCUCCACCACAGAGCGAGGACAGCGCCUUCGCUGCGCGCGUCGCAGCCGUCGAGUCGUUCUUCGCGCUCCCCCGCUUCGCCGGCCUGAGGCGGCCCUACGCCGCCGCGGACGUCGCCUCGAAGCAGGGCUCCAUCCCCCCGCUGCCCCUCCCGUCCGCGCUCACGGCGGACAAGCUGUGGAGGCUCUUUGACGAGAGGAGCAGGGAGGGAAGCCGGUGGCAGGAGGUGGUGUACGUGAGUGGGUGGGCGUGCAGUAGCUUGCUGACGACCGCUAGCAACGAGGUUGGACCGGACUUGGGUGACUAUCCUUAUACGACCGUGCCGAACCAGGUCGAGCGGCUAUUCCGCGCGCAGCUGCACCAUGACCGCAAGCACUACGACGAGCGCAUCGAGAUGGGUGCAGAGGCACGGGCGAAGACACCUUACGUUGACUACCUCCGGCCUAUCAUCGCGGAUGCAGACAUGGGACACGGCGGCCAGUCAACCGUCAUGAAGCUCACCAAGCUCUUCGCCGAAGCCGACGGCGCCUCCGCGAUCCACUUCGAAGACCAGCUCGUCGGCGGGAAGAAGUGCGGGCACCUCGCGGGCAAGGUGCUCGUCCCGACCUCGACGCACAUCGCGCGCCUCACCGCCGCGCGCUUCCAGCUCGACCUCCUCCAGCACCCGAUGCUCCUCGUCGCGCGCACGGACGCCGAGUCCGCCCGCCUCAUCUCGAGCACCGUCGACGUCCGCGACCACCCCCACAUCCGCGGCGUCGCCGCGGAGAGCAGGGCCGAGCGCCGCGGGCUCGCGGAGGCCGUCGAGGAGGCGGAGGCGCGCGGGGCGGGCGCGGCGGAGGUGGGCAGGGUCGAGAGCGAGUGGCUGGAGAGGAACAAGCUGGUGACGUUCGAUGAGGGCAUCCAGCGGAGCAGCAUCCAGGACAAGGAGACCGCCCUCCGAGGCUACAGAGCCGCCGCGGACGGCAAGUCGAACGCCGAUGCGCGGGACAUCGCCAAGGACAUCCUCGGCGAGCCCGUGUUCUUCGACUGGGACCUGCCGAAGACGCGCGAGGGCUACUACCACUUCACGGGCGGCAUCGAGGCCGCGAUCAAGCGCGAGCUCGCGUUCGCGCCCUACGCGGACAUGAUGUGGCUCGAGACGAAGAAGCCGGACCUCGAGCAGGCGCAGGGCUUGCGCGUAGGAUCCGGGAGAAGUUCCCCGGCAACGGACGCUCAUGUCUGCGUUGCAGAUGGUUCGUGUAUAACCUCAGCCCGAGCUUCAACUGGUCCGCACAGAACUUCGUCUGGGACCUCGCUAAGGAAGGCUUCGUCCUCCAGCUGAUCUCCCUCGCCGGCCUGCACCUCAACGCCGCGGCCACCGCCGAGCUCGCGCAGCGCUACCACGCCGACGGCAUGCUCGCGUACGUCGAGCUCGUCCAGCGCAAGGAGAAGGCGCUCGGCUGCGACGUGCUCACGCACCAGAAGUGGAGCGGCGCCAACUACGUCGACCGCAUCCUCACCACGCUCUCCGCCGGCUCUCCAGCACGUCGCCAUCGGCAAGGAUUCGACGGAGCACACCUUCUGAGCGCACUCACGCAGCCGGACUGGAAGGUCCGACGCGUCAGUGACGGCGGGUCGGGGGGGAGCAUCUACUAUGGUGCACACGCACAUGACGUUGGUUUGGUCGGAGCC